Molecule: messenger RNA, 1401 nt
Organism: Grammomys surdaster
Lineage: Eukaryota; Metazoa; Chordata; Mammalia; Rodentia; Muridae
Product: arylacetamide deacetylase-like 4
Exons: 4
Coding region: 56-1282 (408 amino acids)
Cellular component (GO): membrane
Molecular function (GO): carboxylic ester hydrolase activity
Source: RefSeq, a predicted model, not a curated record
AGUUCCAUGAAGUCUUCUCAGGGUACAGGUUUUCCUCAGCUCCCUUUGAAGGAAUAUGAACACCAUGCUUUACUUGCUGGGAUUUCUCCUUACUACCAUGUGUCUCUUGGUCCUGGGAGUCAACGUGUGGGUUCUCAUCGAUCACCUCCUUACUAUUGAUGUGCCUCCUUCCAUCCCACACCCCAUGAAGUUUCGGAUUCUACACUAUUGCUUUCAUCUGACAACCACAUGGGGGGAUAUACUUGAGAAGAUGAAUAUUUGCUCCAUGCCCCAAUUUUUCAACUUUGUACAUGAUAGCCUUGUGUUGAAGGAGAACCUUGGUGUGUUUGUGAAGGACCUGUAUUUUGGCACCAUCCCUGUGAGGCUAUUUCAUCCCAAGGCAGCCUCUUCCAAACCCCGGCGAGGCAUCAUCUUCUUCCAUGGAGGGGGAGCAUUGAUUGGCAGCUUGGACUAUUACCACAACCUGUGUGCCUUCCUGGCUCGAGAGACAGACUCAGUGUUGAUGUCAGUGGGGUACCGAAAGCUUCCUUAUUACCACCAUCCUUCACUUUACUACGAUUGCCUGAACGCCUCCAUCCACUUCCUGAAGUCUCUGAAAGCCUAUGGGGUAGACCGCUCCCGGGUUGUGAUCUGUGGAGACAGCAUUGGAGGUGGGGCUGCAGUUGCUAUCAUUCAGACCUUGUUGGGUAGAACAGAUAUCCCCAAGAUCCGGGCUCAGGUUCUGAUUUAUCCAAUUCUCCAGGCAUUUUAUUUCCAGUCCCCAUCACAUCUGAUGAACAGAAAUAUCCCAUUCCUCACCAAAGAUUUCUUGAUUACCUGUGUUUGUAAAUAUCUGGCGAUUGAUCGCUCCUGGAAAGAUGCUAUGUUGACAGGUGCGUGUAUAUCCCCUAGUGCCUGGAAGAAGUACGAGAAAUGGUUAAGCCCUGACAACAUCCCUAAAAGGUUCAGGACUGAAUACCAGCGACAUGAGACACCUUUUAAUGAAGCUGCUUAUCUAGAAACCAGACAUACAAUGAAUGUAGACAUUUCUCCCCUCAUAGCAGAUGACAAAAUCAUUGCUCAGCUUCCUGAGGCAUUCAUAGUGAGCCUUCAUUGGGACAUUAUCCGUGAUGAUGUUUUGCUCUAUAAGAAGCGCUUAGAAGACCAGGGCGUUCCUGUGACCUGGCACCAUGUGGAGGAUGGCUUUCAUGGAUGCAUAUUGUUCUUUGAAAAGAAGUUCUUCUCAUUCCCCUGUUCCUUGAACAUAGUGAAUGCUGUAGUCAGUUAUAUAAAGAGCUUAUGAACGACUGCUGCCCAGUGACAGAGCAACUGCUUAACAUGCACAAGGCCCCACUCUAAUCCAAAGCAGGAAAGAAAAAUGAAACUUAAAAUACAGAAAUAAAAUGUAGAAGAUAUGACAGC